This is a messenger RNA of Effrenium voratum, 696 nucleotides long. NCBI's taxonomy places the organism in Eukaryota, Dinophyceae, Suessiales, Symbiodiniaceae. The record is from the annotation of a GenBank genome assembly.
AUGUGCGGCGGCAAGAAGUUCCAACAGCUCAAGGACUUGCAAUACGGCUCCGAGAUCGUGGCCGCCACCCCCGGCAGGUUGAUCGACUUCCUCACCCAGCGGUCCGUUUCAUUGGAGCGGGUCACGUACCUCGUCCUGGACGAGGCGGAUCGAAUGCUGGAGCAGGGCUUUGCAGACGAUGUGGCGAAGAUCUCGAAUCAGGUGCGUCCGGACCGUCAAGUGCUCUUCUUCUCCGCGACCUGGUCAGCGGAAGUUCAGAAGCUGGCUGGGGGGUUAUGCCAUCCAAGCUCCAGGCCGGUGCGCAUCUGCGUGGGACAAGAGCAGGGCAGCAUCAACGCUGCGCGGCACGCGCGCGAGGGAAUUGUGCAGCAGGUGGUUGACUUCCCGGAGGACUACGAAAAGCAGCAGGCGGAGAAGCGCAAGCUUUUGGACGGCCACUUGCAGGACGUCUUGUGGGCCUCGCAGGAGAACAAAGUCCUGGUUUUCGUGAGUCAGAAGCAGUAUGCAGACGAGUUGGCCAACAAGCUGUGGGAGGGCGGCUUCAAAGCGGCGGCCAUGCAUGGGGGCAAGAAUCAGGAGCUCGCGCUUGUGGACUUUGGACCAGUUCCGCAAGGGGGAGUUCAGGCUGCUGGUGGCCACAGAUGUCAUAGGACGAGGCAUCGACAUCCCCAGUGUCUCCCACGUGGUCGUCUUUGA